AUGAGCACUCACGCUGAAACACCUACGACCAAGCCACAGGCUACUACAACUUCGACCACGACGAUGCGUCCACCAUCCCCUACGACCCUGACGCGGCAUCACAGCUUUCAUACCAUUCCCGUUCCACCAUCUCCUCCGCGCCACCCCAAUUCUCGCCCGUCCUUACACCCACCUUCAGCUUCGACAACGCCAGCACGGCCUCACACCACUCCUUCGUCACCGUCUUCUCUUCCGACUCCUCCCUCAUCAUUGACCUCGGCAACAAUGAUGAUGCGUCCAGUGCUCUGUCGCGUGCGGGUUGCCGAUGACGAAGAGGCUGAAGAGGCGCCAGUGCCAGAAGAGGAUGAAGAGAUCCCAUAUGCUGGUGAUAUGAUGGACAUUGACAGCGACGACAUGGAUAUUGACGACGAUCAGAGCAAUCUGAUGCACGUAGACUGGGUUCCUCCUUCAUCCCAACAAAAAAAGCAAAAAACACCACAAAAGUAUUCAGUAUUCAGUAUUCCGUAUAGCUAUUGGCCCUCCUUUUCCUGCUUCCGUUCUUUUUUACCGGCUCCUGCUUUAUCCUCUUCUUCCCGCUUGUUGGCGUUGGUUUGUUGGCGCGUCGGCGUCGUGGUGAUGUGUCGGUUCCUCGGUGGUGCCUUCUCCGCAUGGCUUCUUGGGUGGUUCGUUUGGGCCGUCUUUGGUCGGCUCUUUUGCGUGGGCUGUUUUGGUCUUUGCGUGGUCGGUUCGGCUGCGAUGCUUCUGGUGUUUGGUCUGGCGGCUUCCGCCUUCGUCAGGCGAUGGGGUGCAGUGGAGGGUACCCGGAGUAAGAUGGCUGUGGCACCACCGGUGUGCUGUAUGGUGAUGCUAGGAACAUUGCAUUGUCGUUUGUCGGUUUUGGAGGACGAGGGUGACACCUUGCAUAGCAGGAAUUCGUGGUUGCUCCAUUGGUUCACACUGGCUCAAAAGACACCCCGUGGUACUCCUGCGUCGACAAUACCACAAAGCAUUGUUCCACAAGCAUUACCACCUCACCGACCCCACAGCACGGUUCUCGGUCGUCCUCUGGAAUGUGUUUACGCCUAAACCGCGUCUGAUCCCUCAGGGGGCCUGGGUAGCAGUUAGCUGUCCCUCUGCUAUGGAAGUGAGUAUCCUUCUGUCUCAUAACCCUUACCCUCUGCUUCGGGUGCCUGAAGCUGGGGUGUCCGGGCUGGGG
Molecule: messenger RNA, 1195 nt
Organism: Zychaea mexicana
Lineage: Eukaryota; Fungi; Mucoromycota; Mucoromycetes; Mucorales; Lichtheimiaceae
Exons: 8
Coding region: 1-1065 (354 amino acids)
Source: RefSeq, a predicted model, not a curated record